UUGAGAGAGAGAGAGGAGGGGGGGAAGGGAGCAGUUGUCAGGAAGUUUAUUUCAGUGUCAUGUCUCUCUUCAGACUGUACUUGUUCAAACUUAAAGGUGUUUUUACUAUUUAAGGAUAGACCUAGACAUGGGGAUAAGAAACUAUGUAUUGUGUGUUCUGUUCGUUAUUAAUAACAUCUUUAAGGUAUCUGGUUCAGGUACUGAAAACGUUUGUGUAAAUAAUGAAACUGGAAAACUGGUGUUUGGAAUGGACUGUACUUCUAGCACACAGUGCAUCACAGAAUACUGUUAUAACACCAAGUGUGCGUGCCCGACGGGAAAGUCUUACGACGCAUGUAAUGCCAGAUGCACCACAGAGAAUGAAUAUACAAUCAGUUUUGAUGAUAUGCCACCAGGGAGUCUCUAUAACUGGACCUUCACAGCGCCCAUGUAUACCUAUGUAACUCUUGUAUUAUGUUAUAUAGAUCUGAACCCAAGCAACUGCCAAAACAAUUAUGUCUACGUGACUGAUAAUAUAAACAACGUCAUCGCGUCAGAAUAUAUCUGUUUAAAGAAUACGUCCAGUGCACUAUAUUUUGCGUCUCGCAAGAACGUCAUCUCUAUCAAUUACAAGUUAACUGAUAGCGGAUACAGAGGUUUUAGAGGAAGUUACUCAGUUAGAGAUAAUAACACUGUUCUGACGGACACUUCUGGCUACAUAAUGAAUCCUGGUUAUCCAUACGGAUAUCUUGAAAACUGUUAUUAUACAUGGCACAUAUCAGCUAAGUCAGGACACUUUGUUUCUUUAAGCUUGCUCUAUCUAGAUCUGGAGACAAAUUAUGAUAGGCUGAUUGUUUAUGACGGACCAAAUACUUUUUCAAGUCCAAUCUAUAAUUAUUCUGGCUAUAAUAACGGCACACAAAAGAACCUGACCUCUACCUCCAACAACAUGUUCAUUGUGUUUACAAGUGAUUCGAGCUACUCUGGACACGGUUUCUUUGCGCUAUUUGUGACACUAGGUCAAGCAUACGGGCAUGUCUGUAACAGUACACACAGGUGUUCAGAUGACCUUGACUGUUUGGGGGGAAUUUGUAGCUGUAACGUGUCCUUUUAUUAUGACAUUACAACGGGACACUGCACAAAACCUCUACUUCACGGAGCAAUGUGCGUACCAAGCAUCAAUAACAUGUGUGCGACAGACUUCACCUGUUCAACAGACAGAAUGAACACAACUAGAUGUCUUUGCUCUAGCGACCAGUAUGAGAAGCUAGGGACAUGCUACUGGGAUUCAGAUUUAAAGGCUACAGUUUCAAGUAAAACCUUUCCAAGUGUCAUUUACCUCAAUUGGACAACAAUGUCAGAACGUUCUGACCUGACCUACAUUGUGACAUGGGAAUCUUCGUGGCUCAGUUCAGACAGUGGUCACGUCACUAGCAGCUUAAAGGAGGUGUAUGUGACAGGUCUGACUCCUCAGCAAAACUACACCUUCACCAUUACAUCAGUAUUACCAUCGGACAGCUUCUACGACAGUAAAUCUAUACAGACUACAUACAUAGUAUCCACUGAAUUAGAUGGACUCACAGAGUGUAAAAAUACCUCACAAUGUAACGAUACAAUAAGCUGUGGUAAUGGAACAUCCAUCAGCUCAAACAUAGCCUCAAACAUAUCUCAAGCUUCUGUAGCUGGCAACAGUCAAGAUAAAGAGGACACAAUACAAAUUGUCCUUAUCGUUGUGGCUGCAGUUGGUUGGUUUGUUGCUUUGACAGCUCUGGUAACAGUGAUUAUCGUAUGUUUACGAACUAAACAGAACAAGGGAUCUCAAGCUAUUGAAGAAACAAAUAAGGAAAGAAACAAAGAGUCUGUGAUGUCAUUGAAUGACAUUUUGUCCAAACAGUCUAGCGCAGCAACCAAAAAUGAGUACAAACCCAUGUCUGAGUCUACCCAAGCAUUAACAGAAGACGCUAUAUAUAUCAAUGGAAGAGAAGUCCAUCUGAAGAAACAACCAGUUCUCCAUCUAGACACUAGCCGGGAAUCGAACCAACAUCCAACUGAUAACGACAACAAUGUUUAUGAUGAAGUCAUGAGCCCGUUUUCUAAACGUACACACGAAACAAACAUAUAUAACAACUGCUGACCGUAUCCCUUUUUUUUUAUUUUAGGCAAGAAAAACACAAUGUUAUUUAGGUUUCCAAGAGUUGUGACUGCUCGAUUCAUUAUCAAUGUAAAUACUUCGUAGAGUAGUUGACUUUUCUGCCUGAGCACAGAAAAAAUAUUGAGUGAAAGAUACGAAGCUUAGAGAGCCUAAGCUCCCGCCUUGCGCAGGGGAUUAGAAAACUAAACAUGGAUUGGGAAUGCAACGGCUUCGUCUGCAUUGGAUACAAUUUAUGUAGGUCAUAACUAAGUUAUCAUAACAGUAUGAAACUCUGCACUCGGGUUAAAAGGUCGUUCAAGUAUAUAACUCAUGUAGGGAAAAAAGGAAAAUGUUGCUGAAAAUGACCAUAUAAAUAGUGCAAACUUUCAAAUACCUUGGUACUAUCUAAGAAAACAAAUUAAAUUUUACCGCAAACACUGAUUAUAUCAGCAGAAAAGGGCAGCAAAGAUUACGAUUACUUAGAAAAAUGUCUUCGUUUAAUAAUAGCGAAAAUAAUUAAUAAGUAGUUUUUCAUAUUAUCGCGUGAACUGCAAUCUGCAGACAUUCACCAAAGUAUAGGAAGAGGAUAAUUUUUUUUUUUUACAAAAAUGUUUUUUUUUUGUCUUAAGGCUUUGAAUAAGAGAUUGACCCUUACAGAACAAUUAGAUCUAUUAGAUAAUUAUUAUAUGCAAGGCGCACAUCGAACUUCUCCUUUACUUUCACCUAUCCCUUGAUCUGCUGGACCGUUGGGGCACCACUCAAGAUCUGUCAACCUUCUUUUUCCAUUCUUCUUUGCCAUUUGCAUUUGAUAGAAUUUCAUUCUGAUACUCUUUCUGAAAAUAUUGAAACAUGCCUUUUUACCUUACCUGGGUUGACCACUUUGGGGGCCGAUUUUGAGUUUGUGUUCCCACACAAACUGUCUUCGUUACCUUGUUAAUUUUUGGGGUUUGCUUCUAAAGGGUACCUGAAAUUAAUCAGGGAAAGUUAAUCGGUUAGUCGUUGUGCUGGCCUCAUGACUUCCUCGUUAACCGUUUGCCAUAGAAACAGAUGACCUUUACAUUAUACAUAAUUAUCAGUGACCUGUGAUAUAGACAUCCACCGAGAAUCACUUUGGAAAAUCAUUAGAGAAUACGGUAUCCCAGAAAAAUUCGUCCAGAUCCUACGACACUUUUACAGUCAGUCUAGUUGCUGCAUUAAAACAGAAGAGGGAACAACAGAGUUUUUUACAAUCGAGACAGGUGUGAGACAGGGGUGCAUCUUAUCUCCCUUCCUUUUCCUCCUAGCCAUCGACUACAUAAUGAGGAGAGCAAUGAACCAGACUGCCUUUGGUAUUCCAUGGCAUGAACAACUCCGAUUGACGGACUUGGACUUUGCUGAUGAUGUUGCACACUCGGGGCUACAAAUAAAUUCAUUCAAGAAAUGACGGAGAGCUUAGACAGAGAGGCACCCAAAAUUGGCCUCCGCAUAAACUUGGAUAAGACUAAAAUUAUGCGAGUGGGAUAUAAGGCAAAGGGUGUUCCCGUCAGACUUGGCGAGUCAAAGCUUGAAGAGCUGGACAAGUUCACGUACCAUGGCAGCAUCAUAACAAAUGAUGGAGAUGCUUACCAUGAUGUAGCGUGCCAAAUAGGAAAGGCAGGGAGCAUUUUCCAAAGGCUGCAGCCUAUUUAGACAAGGCAAGAGAUUGGACUCGAGACAAAAAUACACCUUCUCAACACAUAUAUAUAUAUGCAUGUGAGACGUGGAAGUCAUCUGUCAAAAUUGAGAAAAGACUAAAUCUGGCUCAACAGAGAUGGCUUAGAGAGAUUUUGGGAGUCAGUUACACAGAUCGGGUCUCAAACAAGGAAAUCCUAUGCCGAACUGGGAGUCGAACACUUAGUGAGCUUGUGACUGAGCGUCGCAUGAGGUUUGCGGGACAUGUUCUACGUCAAAAUGAAUUACGCACACCAAGAGUUGCGAUAACAUGGAAGCCAAAAAGAGGAAAGCGCAAACAGAGACGUCCUCGUAUUACUUGGCGACACACCUUCAUGGAGGACCUCAGAACAGUAAACACCAGGUGGGAGGAGGCUUCAGACAUUGCCAGUGACAGAUCUUUAUGGAGACAGCUUGCCGCCCAAUGCGCCGAACGGCGCGGGAGGACCUAAGUCUAAGUAAGUAAAAGUGAUAUAGACAAAAAAAAAAAUACAAAAAAAAUUCUCCCCUUCCUAUACUUUGGUGAAUGUCUGCAGACUACAGUUCACGCGAUAAUAUGAACAACUACUUAUUAAUUCUUGUUUUAAAUUAUGUUUCACUUAUAGCAUACGAAAUUAAUUUUUUUUCUCUUUAAAAAUAAAAGUAAACAUUUUUUAAAUGUAACAGUAUUACAGAACGUAUAUAACUUAACAAUACAAUUGUAACUGAAGUUUACAUUUUUUUAGAUGACCAAUAUAUUAUAAAUACAAUAGCCUUUCCACACCAGGAACUGUGGGAUUUGUGAUAGUAAGUGUGUCCUGAGUUACCGGUAGCGCUAAUGUGUGUAACUUUGUAUUGCUUGACUGUUGUUGUUAUUAUUUGGAUAAGUGAAAGACUGAUUAUGUGCGAAGUAGUGGAUCCAUUAGAUAUGCUGAUAGAGACAGAGUGUGUCAAAAUAAAUAUUAAAAUAAAAUUAACAUGUGCAAGUUCAUUAAGUCAUCUCUUGGUGUGUACUAAAGUUUUAGGAAUUUUAUUUACUUCUGGUGAAAUAUGCCAUUAUAUGUGACAUUAUAUUGUUUACUUUUAUUGUAAGUUUGAUUUAAUACCCAUUUGAUAACCAUUUGAUACUCAUUUGAUACCCACUUGAUACCCACUUCAUACCCAUUUGAUACCCACUUCAUACCCACUUGAUACCUACUUGAUACCCAUUUGAUACCCACUUGAUACCCAUUUGAUACCCACUUGAUACCCACUUGAUACCCACUUGAUACUCACUUGAUACCCAUUUGAUACCCACUUGAUACCCACUUGAUUCCCACUUGAUACUCACUUGAUACCCAUUUGAUACCCAUUUGAUACUCACUUGAUACCCACUUGAUACCCACUUGAUACCCAUUUGAUAUCCACUUGAUACCCAUUUGAUACCCACUUGAUACCGAUUUCAUACCCGAAGAAAAAUCCUUGUUAAAGACAGGCACUAAAGAAGAAAAUUGGAUGUUGAAAAAUAUGCAGGUCUCAACUGGGUAUGCGUAAUCACGUAAAACACUGCACUCAGCCUUUAUCUUUGGAAUCAUAGACAUUGUCAUUAUUAUUAUUUGCAUUAUUAUUAUUACUAUUGUUAUCAAUUAGAAUCGGUCUAAACACAUCGCAAUUCAGAAAAGAUAUCUCUCUCUCUUUCUCUCUCUCUCUCUCUCUCUUUCUCUCUUUCUUUCUGUCUAAUUCUAAACUAAAAAAAAUCAUAUGUUGAAAAUGUUAUUUUUAUCUCCAUGCUAUCUAAGGGACAAUAUCAAUAGCUUUUUACCAGACAGACAGACAGAGUGAAUUGAUAUAAGUUUUGUAAAAAUUAACGAUGUGAAUGGAUUUCUAAGAGUGUAUUUGCUUGAAAGAUACGUCUAAUAAAUCUUAUACUCAUAAUAA
Molecule: messenger RNA, 5695 nt
Organism: Biomphalaria glabrata
Lineage: Eukaryota; Metazoa; Mollusca; Gastropoda; Planorbidae
Exons: 13
Coding region: 128-2113 (661 amino acids)
Molecular function (GO): protein binding
Source: RefSeq, a predicted model, not a curated record